Mangifera indica (mango) is the source of this 2276-nucleotide messenger RNA. Its product is annotated as 9-cis-epoxycarotenoid dioxygenase NCED1, chloroplastic-like. Gene Ontology annotation, biological process: carotene catabolic process. The transcript has a single exon. Lineage: Eukaryota; Viridiplantae; Streptophyta; Magnoliopsida; Sapindales; Anacardiaceae. Gene Ontology annotation, cellular component: chloroplast stroma. Gene Ontology annotation, molecular function: carotenoid dioxygenase activity. The coding region runs from base 109 to 1875 and encodes 588 amino acids. The record is from RefSeq and is a predicted model, not a curated record.
CUCAAUACUCAACACUCAACACUCCAUUUCUCCCUGCUUAAAAUCACCCACAUUACGGAUCUCACUUCUUGGCCAAAUCGAAUUCUAAGUUUGUGAAAAUAGAUAACCAUGGCGGCAGCAGUGGCGACGGUGAUAUGUUCUUGGGUGGCUAACCCUCACUCUUCUUCAUCUUCUUCUUCAUUGGAAUACGUGGCUUCUAAAAGGCCUAACAAUAACAUCAAUUGUUCACUUCAAAGUCCUUCAAUUCUUCAUUUGCCUAAGGAAUCUCCCACUUGUUCUCCAUUGAAACAGUCUAAAGAUAACUCUAAUUUUCUUUCUUUUCCUCAAAACUGGAACUUUUUUCAACGAGCUGCAGCUUCGGUUGUGGACGCCUUUGAAAACGCCUUGGUUUCGCACGAGCGUCAACACACACUUCCCAAAACAGCUGACCCACGUGUCCAAAUAUCCGGGAACUUCGCCCCUGUCCCGGAGAAGCCCGUUUCUCACUCCCUUCCGGUCACCGGAAAAGUCCCAGAUUGCGUUCAAGGUGUCUAUGUUCGAAAUGGAGCUAAUCCUCUCCACGAACCGGUCGCAGGCCAUCACUUAUUCGACGGAGACGGCAUGGUUCAUGCAGUUCAGUUCAAUAAAGGCUCCGUUAGCUACGCCUGUAGGUUCACUGAAACCAACCGCUUUGUUCAAGAACGAACUUUAGGCCGUCCAAUGUUCCCUAAAGCCAUUGGUGAACUCCACGGCCACUCAGGCAUUGCAAGAUUGCUUCUUUUCUACAGUAGAGCUCUAUUUGGCAUUGUUGAUCCCAGCAAUGGCUCCGGCUGUGCCAACGCCGGACUUGUUUACUUUAACAACCGGCUUUUAGCCAUGUCUGAAGACGAUUUACCUUACCAUGUUCGCAUCACUCCUUCCGGCGAUCUCAAAACGGUGGGUCGUUUUGACUUCGAUGGUCAGCUUAAUUCAACAAUGAUAGCUCACCCGAAAGUUGAUCCUGUUUCCGGCGAAUUGUUCGCUCUUAGUUAUGAUGUUAUUCAGAAGCCUUACUUGAAGUACUUUCGUUUCUCCCCCGACGGCUCAAAGUCGCCGGAUGUUGAGAUUCCUGUUGAUGAACCAACAAUGAUGCAUGAUUUCGCCAUCACUGAGAAUUUCAUUGUGGUUCCGGAUCAACAAGUUGUGUUUAAACUCCCGGAAAUGAUUCUUGGUGGCUCUCCGGUGAUUUAUGAUAAGAACAAGAUGUCAAGGUUCGGGGUUUUAGACAAGAAUGCCAUUGAUGCUUCGAAGAUUAAGUGGAUUGAAGCUCCAGAUUGCUUUUGUUUCCAUCUAUGGAAUGCUUGGGAGGAGCCUGAAACUGAUGAAGUUGUUGUAAUUGGUUCAUGCAUGACUCCUCCGGACUCCAUUUUCAAUGAAUGUGAUGAGAAUUUGCGGAGUGUUUUGUCAGAAAUUAGACUCAAUCUAAAGACGGGUAAGUCCACCCGCCGGCCGAUAAUUUCAGAGGCAGAGCAAGUCAAUUUAGAGGCCGGAAUGGUUAACCGGAACUUGCUUGGAAGAAAAACCCGGUUUGCGUAUUUAGCCCUGGCUGAGCCAUGGCCGAAAGUCUCAGGCUUUGCAAAAGUUGAUCUUUCCACCGGAGAGGUCCGCAAAUACAUAUACGGCGACCAAAGGUACGGCGGCGAGCCUUUCUUCUUCCCAAGAGGGUCUAAUUCUGAAAAUGAAGACGAUGGCUACAUUCUGGCCUUUGUUCAUGACGAAAAGGAGUGGAAAUCUGAGCUGCAAAUCAUUGACGCCAUGAAUUUGAAGCUUGAAGCCACAGUUAUGCUUCCAUCUCGAGUUCCUUAUGGUUUUCAUGGCACUUUCAUAAGCGCCAAAGAUUUGGAGAAACAAGUCUAAUUAAAGUUUAUAAAGUUCUUUUAGACCCCAAAGAUUGGCUUGAGUGAAUGAGCUGAGAAAUUUCCAGGUGAUAGAACUGGGUUUAAGACCUGGCCAUGCCAAGCCAAAACUUGAUUCCCCUGUUAGAAAAAAAAAAAAAAAAAGAAAGGUUAUAGAGUUUUAGCAUAUGAAAGAAGAACCAGAGGGAUGAGUUCAUGUACUUCCCCGGAAUCUCCUCUUUUGUGGGGUUUUGUUUCUUUUUGUUAUUUAGUAGUGAUAGAUUUUGAGAAACCGGCAUGUAGCUUCUGGGUGUAGCUAGGAUUGAAGCUCAGAUGGUUUCCACUCUCUGCAUAUUCUUUCACUGUAUGUGCAUAAAUACAUAUAAACUACAGCCAGAAUGUUAGCAAAAUUUUAUAUCUCAA